CUCACUACACAGCUACUUGACAAUAAUCUAUAUAUAAUAAUAUGGAAGGAAAAAUUUUUGAAGCGUAUCGUGCACUUGGAUUAUAUUCAACUCAUAUACCGCAUUGUACAAGGUAUCACCAGAGACAAAAAGAACAUUACGUAUUUGUAGCAGUUGGAAAAGUAUUCCAUUCAUACAAUUGUUCCAAGCUUGGUAUAACUCAAGUCAGCAACGCCCAUCCAGAAGACAUUUCUUGCAUUGCUGCUGAUCGUUUUUUGGUUUAUACUGGCUGUGGAAAAACAAUCAGAGCUUUUCAACAUAAUCGACAAGUGAAAUAUAUAUAUGAAGGUCAUAAUGAUGAUGUUCAUCUUCUUUUACCUUAUUCGGAACAUAUCAUAUCAGUUGAUAAAUCAAGCACGGUAAAGAUAUGGCACAUACAGUCACAAGAACUAUUUACUGAAAUGGAAUUCAACAAUAACUCAUUUGAAAUAUCAACUAUUCUACAUCCAAGUACAUAUAUGAACAAGGUUUUAUUUGGAUCAAUUCAGGGCAAAAUGCAAUUAUGGAAUAUAAGAAAAAAUGAAAUGUUGUUUGAAUUUUCUAAUUCUGAAGACAGCUCAUCUAUAGUGUCUUUAGUUCAAGCUCCCGCAGUCGAUGUUGUGGCGAUAGGGCGUUCGAGUGGUAAUAUCAUGCUGCAUAAUAUUCGGGUGAAUCAGGAAAUUAUGAAAUUUCGACAAAGUGGUGGUCCUGUAAUUGGUGUGGCCUUUCGUACUGAUGGACCAUCCACUAUGGUUACUGCUAGUCCGCAAGGUAACAUUGCUGUGUGGGAUUUGGAUGAAAAACGCUUGUUAGGCAUGAUGGAGCAUGCUCAUUCGACUGCUAUUGCUGGCAUGACAUUUAUUCAUGGCCAGCCUUUGUUGCUAACUAACGCUUCGGACAACAGUAUAAAAAUGUGGGCUUUCGAUCAGAGUGAUGGAAAGGGGAGGCUACUUCGUCACAGAGAUGGUCAUUCAGCCCCACCCACGAAAAUAAAAUUUCACGGAGAUAGUGGAGAAAACAUUCUAACGGUUGGACUUGACUCGACCAUGCGUUCGUUUUCUACAAUACAUGAAGAAAAAAACAAAAGCUUAGGUCAAGCUUCGAGAAAUAGAUCUGCUGCAAAGAGGGUAGGAAUCAGGCAUGAUGACGGAAAACUAUCACCAAUCGUUGAUUUUUGUUCUAAGACUGCCAAGGAGAGAGAAUGGGAUAAUAUUAUUGCGUUUCAUCAUCGAUAUUCUCACGCAACAACAUGGAAUUAUCAAAAUUGUAGAAUGGGAUCAUUCAAACUUCUUCAUGAAAGAUUUCAAAAAAAUCAGCACAAAAAAAGUAAUGAUAGAAGCGAUAAUUCUAUAUCAAAUGCACAUUGCUAUGUGACUGCUGUUACAAUGACUGAAUGUGGGAAUUUUUGUCUAAUUGGUUAUAAUACCGGCGACCUUGAUAUUUAUAAUAUUCAGUCUGGAAUAUACAGAGGCAGUUUUACUGAGGGUGACAAGGAAAAUAAUGGAACAGCUCAUGAUAAAUCUAUCACUGGCCUUGCUGUUGAUUUUCUUAACCAAAUUGUCGUGUCAGCAGGCUUAGAUCUGAAUCUCAAGUUCUGGAAAUUCAAGUCAAGGCAAUUGCUGGAUGUUAUAAACUUACCUUCUCUCCCAGCCAUACUAAAUUUACAGGGUGGUAAUUCAAUGAUUGCUGUUGCUCUUGACGAUUUUUCCAUCCAUGUGUAUGAUCUAGAUACAAGGAAACUUGUUAGGCAUUACCCCGGUUGUCAAGGUGCCAUUACAGAUAUGACGUGGAGCACUGACGGAAGAUGGCUCUUAUCAUCAGCCAUGGAUUGUACUAUCAAAACUUGGGAAUUACCGUCAGCACAUUUGAUAGAUUGCUUUCUAGUUCAUGCUGCUGCAGUUAGUUUAGCAUUGUCACCAACUUCCGAUCUUCUAGCAACUUGUCAUGUAGAUGAUCUUGGAAUUUAUCUUUGGUCAAAUCGUUCAAUAUUUACAAGAAUAUCUUUAAAGCCACUGCCAAUUGAUUUCCAUCCUUCAAAUAUUGUUGAAUUACCCAAAACUGAUGUCAUGGAUCAAGACCAAGAAAAAGAUGCCGAACAACGAUCAGAUGAGAUUGAAAUUGUUGAAGACGAAUCACAAUUAGAAAACGGAUCUUUUGAACCAUUAGAUGACAGUUUGGUAACUUUAUCACUUUUCCCACAAUCAAGAUGGGCUAAUUUGCUGUCUUUGGAUGUCAUAAAACAGAGGAAUAAACCGAAAGAGCCACCAACUUUACCAAAAUCUGCACCUUUUUUUCUUCCUACCAUAGCUGGACUUGAACCGACUUUUGAUAUUUCAGAAGAAAAGAUAGAAUCAAAGAUCAACAAACGCUCUAUACUUAAUCCUUUGUCAGACAUUGGUUUAGCAUUAUUAGAUCAAAAAUCAGAAACACCUUUUACAAUAAUGAAUAAACUAAAAGAGUUAGGGCCAUCAGCUAUCGAUAUUGAAAUACGUGGUUUGUCCCCAGAUGGUGGUGGCUCAGUGGAGCUGAUGUCUGCUUUCUUGUCAUUUAUUUUAUCAAUGCUGAGAUCAAGGAGAGAUUUUGAACUAGUUGAAUCAUAUCUUGGAUUGUUUAUGAAGGUACACUCUGAGAUGAUAUCCAGUGAUUCUACACUAUUGACAUAUCUAAGAGAGAUUGAAAUGGAACAUAAAGCUGCAUGGGACUGUCUAGGAAAAGACAUUGAUCAAUGUGUUUGUCUUGCAAAUUAUGUCAAAUCUUCCCUUAUUUAGCAAGCAGUUUUUACUACCAAUUUCAAAUUUGAAGUUGAAAUGAUAGCAGACUGCAUAUAUAAAAAUAUCUUUGUGCUAUAAAAACUCAAUACUUUAUAUUAUUGAUGAUUUGGUGCUUAUAUUCAAGCUUGGAAACACUAUUGAUUUUGUCAUGAUUCGCUGUGUUAGGUAUUUUAUUUUAUGAAGAGUCCAUUGUCCAUACGAAUCAUGACUGCAUUGAAU
Molecule: messenger RNA, 3008 nt
Organism: Styela clava
Lineage: Eukaryota; Metazoa; Chordata; Ascidiacea; Stolidobranchia; Styelidae
Product: WD repeat-containing protein 36-like
Biological process (GO): rRNA processing
Cellular component (GO): Pwp2p-containing subcomplex of 90S preribosome; small-subunit processome
Molecular function (GO): protein binding
Source: RefSeq, a predicted model, not a curated record